Malassezia sympodialis ATCC 42132 is the source of this 1659-nucleotide messenger RNA. RefSeq names its product glutamate decarboxylase GAD1 (gene GAD1). Gene Ontology annotation, cellular component: cytosol. Gene Ontology annotation, molecular function: glutamate decarboxylase activity; pyridoxal phosphate binding. Gene Ontology annotation, biological process: L-glutamate catabolic process. The record is from RefSeq and is a predicted model, not a curated record. Lineage: Eukaryota; Fungi; Basidiomycota; Malasseziomycetes; Malasseziales; Malasseziaceae.
AUGCUGUCGCUUAGCGUAGACCCGGACCAAUACCUUAAGCUUGCGCAGGAGGAAGAGUCCACUCGUGCAAUGGUCAAGGCGCGGAGGGAUGACCAGGGGGUGCCCGUGUACCACCACGCGCAUGCCGGUCGCUACGGCACGAAGCCGAUCCCCCAGUACUCGUUGCCGGAGGAGGGCCUGUCGGAGCGCGAGACGUACCAGCUGCUGAAGGAUGAGCUGCUGCUUGAUGGCAAGCCCAGCCUGAACCUGGCCUCAUUCGUGCACACGUGGAUGCCCGAGGAGGCGACGCAGCUGAUGAUGGACACGAUCGGUGUGAACCUGUGCGACCAGGACGAGUAUCCCGCGACGAUGUCCAUCCACGCACGCUGCGUGACGAUUCUGUCGAACCUGUGGAAGGCGCCCAAGUCGCAGAACCGCGAUGGCCGCAGCCUCGCGGCGCUGGGCACUGCGACCACCGGCUCUUCGGAGGCGAUCAUGCUCGGCCUCUUGGCCGCGAAGCGCCGCUGGCAGGCGAAGAUGAGGGCGCAGGGCAAGGAUAUCCACCACCCCGGCCCGAACCUGGUGUUUGGAGCGAACGUGCAGGUGGCUAUCGAGAAGUUCGCGCGCUACUGGGAGGUCGAGGAGCGCGCGGUGCCCGUGUCCGCCGAGAGUCACUACUGCCUGGACCCGAAGAAGGCCAUGGAGAUGGUCGACGAGAACACGAUUGCCGUGGUCGUGAUCCUCGGCUCGACGUACACCGGCCACUACGAGCCGGUGGAGGAGAUGGCCGAGCUGCUCGACCAGUACCAGGAGAAGACGGGCAUUGACGUCCCGAUCCACGUCGACGGCGCGUCGGGCGCGAUGGUCGCGCCGUUCGCGACGCCGGGGCUCAAGUGGUCGUUCGACAUCCCCCGCGUGGCGUCGAUCAACACGUCCGGCCACAAGUUCGGCAUGGUGUACCCCGGCAUCGGCUGGAUCAUCUUCCGCUCGAGCGAGCUCGUGCCGAAAGAGCUGGUGUUUGAGCUGCACUACCUCGGCUCGGUCGAGUACUCGUUCAGCCUCAACUUCUCGCGCCCGGCCGCCCCGAUGAUCGGCCAGAUGUUCAACUUCAUCAGCCUCGGCCACCAGGGCUUCGUCGCAACGAUGGAGGCCAACCUGAUGAACGCACGUCUCCUCUCGCGCGCGCUCGAGCUCAGCGGCCUGUUCGUCGUCGUCUCCGACAUCCACCGUCCCGCCAAGAAUCAGGUGGAAGUGACCACCGAGGCGUCCAAGUACAUGCCGGGCCUACCAGUCGUUGCGUUCCGCUGGACGGACGACGUGCACAAGGAGUUCCCCCACAUGGAGCAGCACAGCCUGCAGGUGCGUCUGCGCGCGAAGGGCUGGAUUGUGCCGAACUAUGAACUGCCCCCGUCUCUCGAGAAGAUGGAGAUUCUGCGCGUCGUCGUGCGCGACAGCAUGACCGAGAACAUGGUCGAUGUGCUUGUGCACGACCUGAUCGCCAUGACGCGCGAUCUCAUGGAGGAGCAGAAGCGCAUGCACCACUACGACGUCGCGGACGCCCUCGAGCUCGCGCGCGACAUGCGCCACAAGGCCAAGAUCUCGGGCCACCGCCACAACAGCCGCCACUCGCGCCCCGUGGGCCUUGGCGCGCCAGCCAGGGGCCACAAUAGCCAGUGCUAG